Messenger RNA from Mercurialis annua (annual mercury), 630 nucleotides. RefSeq lists its product as uncharacterized. Bases 1 to 630 code for a protein of 209 amino acids. The transcript is spliced from 5 exons. Lineage: Eukaryota; Viridiplantae; Streptophyta; Magnoliopsida; Malpighiales; Euphorbiaceae. The record is from RefSeq and is a predicted model, not a curated record.
AUGGAUAGCAAGCGAUAUUCGUACAUAGAAACAGUUGAUGUGAGCUCAUUAAAUGUUGAUCAUUUUUGUGAUUAUGAAAUGGAAGAAGGAUUAUGUUUUGUAGAUACGAGGUUGAAUUUGAAGCUUCUGAGAUUUUACCUGGGAAAGCGGUAUAGAGGAUCGUUCACAGAUUCAAAUUCUUACGGACGGAAGAAUACGAAGACGAAAGCGUGCAAAUGCACUUUCGCGAUUAUGGUGCGGCUGUUUCUAGCCGCAUGGAUGGUUGUUGCAAAACCUGAGAUUACGAGUAUGCACAACCAUGACUUAGUUGUGUAUCCUGAGGGACAUCGUCAGACGAUUGGACUGAGCCUCACGUCCAAACAGAUUGAGAAAAAUCCAUAUGACUACCUUACCAGAAGACAGGUGUACAACUACAGAGAUAACCUGAGGUGGUCUGGUUUUAAGGGUAGGGACGUGGUGGGCCAGUUUUAUCAUAUGGCUUUGGAGGGCCAUUAUGUGCAUUGGACGCUUGCCGAUCCGGAAACCAGUGCGUUGACUCAUAUUUUCAUGGCGCAUCCAUAUUCUGUGAGGUUACUCCAAGACUACCGAUGGGUCAUUGGUAUGGAUUCCGCCUACAAGAUCAACAAGUAG